This is a messenger RNA of Oncorhynchus keta (chum salmon), 2755 nucleotides long. RefSeq names its product major facilitator superfamily domain-containing protein 6-like. Gene Ontology annotation, cellular component: plasma membrane. The record is from RefSeq and is a predicted model, not a curated record. Gene Ontology annotation, biological process: antigen processing and presentation of exogenous peptide antigen via MHC class I. The transcript has 6 exons. The annotation marks the transcript as partial. Lineage: Eukaryota; Metazoa; Chordata; Actinopteri; Salmoniformes; Salmonidae.
CUUGUAAGUAAGAAUUUCACUGUAAGAUCUACCUGUUGUAUUCGAGGCAUGUGUCAAAUACGAUUUGGUUUGAAAUGCAGCUAUUCUAACAAGCGAGUGGCUUAAUCUGCUCUGCGCCUUUUAUUUAUGUCUGUUUAAAUGAAAUAACUGGACAUGCGGAAAGCAAUAUAGACGAGGACAAGAAGCCACUUUGGACUAUCAGUGUAUUCAUCAUCAUUGAGUAAAUGCGCAGUCAGUCUGAUUUUAUGCUGCACACACGCCACAACAGUCUGGAACUCUGAAAUAGUCCGGCAGUCGUGAGCGGCCGAGAAAUGACGUCAAUCUGGACUUUUCCGAAAAAGAUGUGUGUUCAACAUGAAUAACCCCGUAUACGUUUGAAAGCGUAUAAUUAUAGAACGGCUUUUUUUUGACGGUGACAUUAGCUGCCUGUCCGCAUAUUCAUCCUAUGAAAGUCGUCGCCAAUAGGACAUCUAAAUUAUGGGCUCGAGAAGAUACAUUGUAGAAAAGCGGACUCAGACAACAUUGAGACAUUGAAACAAUAAUUUGGAGUGAGAGAGAGAUGGCGAGUGACGACCAGGUGGCCAUCUUGACGGAUGACGAGGGGUAUCAGAAGAGGAAGUAUGUCCUGGCAGAACCCUUCAACACCUUGUCCAACACCCUGGAGCAGAUACCGGUGGGCGCGGGGCCCACCUCUGCCUCCCAAGGUCCAGAGUCUCCCCCCACAGACAAACCUGACUCACCCUCCUCCAACCCCAGUAAUGACUGCCUGGAGAGGAACUGCGUGCGGAUCGACAACCACCUCCUCAUCUCCAAGGUCUUCUACUUCUUCUUCUAUGCAGCCUAUGGGUCCCUACACCCACUGCUGCCUGUGUACUACAAACAGCUGGGGAUGACUCCCAGUCAGAGCGGCUUGCUGGUCGGGAUCCGGUACUUCAUCGAAUUCUGUAGCGCCCCCUUUUGGGGGGUGGUGGCGGACCGCUUCAAGAAGGGCAAGGUGGUGCUUGUGUUCUCUGUUUUCUGCUGGCUGGUGUUCAACUGCGGAAUCGGCUUCAUCAAGCCUGCCUCCAUAACAUGUGUGGAGAGGAAACCCACAGUCGCACGCCCCACCAGCCCUGCCCACCUCGGUCUGCCGUCCAAUUACAGUAGGGACCGCAGGGGUGUGAUUGGAGACUUGUUUUCCCUCUCUUCGAAUCAACACGGUUUAGCAUCAGACUCAGUUAGGGGCGGUCCCCUGCACAGGUAUGUGAGGAGCGAUGGUGGUAAUGUCACUGGACCCAGCACUGUCACUAGACCUGUGCCUUCCCCCAACAUCACAACAACAACAUCUUCCCCUUCCACCACCCCCACUACAACAGCCAGCUCAAAACCUCCCUCAAAUCUAACCACAACCAAACCAACAACCACAACCAUUCCCAAAGUCUACCACAUGAUCUCCAACCACGACCAGGUGGAAACCAUCUUCCUCCUGAUCCUGCUAGUCAUCAUCAUCGGCGAGUUCUUCAGCGCUCCGGCUGUCACCAUAGUGGACACGCGCACCCUGCAGUACCUGGGCCCCCACCAGGACCGCUACGGCCUGCAGAGGAUGUGGGGCUCCCUGGGCUGGGGCCUGGCCAUGCUCUGCGUAGGCAUCUGGAUCGACCACACCCACAUCAAGCUCUUCAUCCAGGGCACCGGCUGCAUCGUGCCCGACUACAAGAACUAUCAGAUAGCCUUUAUUGUCUUUGGAGUCCUGAUGGCCGUAGCUUUGAUAUUGUCCACACAGUUUUACUUUGAGAGUAGUACCAGUGACCACCGGCCAAUGGAAGCUCAGCUGGAGGAGGAUAAGAGACAGGAGGCAGAGCCUCCUCAAGCGUCCAGUGAUGUUUCAUCUCCCAAAGGGCAUGCGGUGGAAUCGUUAGAACCCCAAAGUGUCGUCAGCCAACCGUUUCGUUAUCAGGACCUCAUUCGGCUGCUGUGUAGCGUGCAGUACGGCUCAGUGCUCUUCGUGGCCUGGUUUAUGGGAUUCGGCUACGGCUUUGUGUUCACGUUCCUCUACUGGCACCUGGAGGACCUGAAAGGGACCACCACGCUAUUUGGAGUGUGCUCGGUGCUGAGCCACAUCUCAGAGCUGGUUGCCUACUUCACCAGCCACAAGCUCAUCGAGCUGGUUGGCCAUAUAAGGGUGCUGUACAUCGGUCUGGCCUGCAACACGGCUCGUUUCCUGUACAUCUCCUACCUGGAGGACGCCUGGAUCGUCCUGCCCAUGGAGGUCCUUCAAGGUGUGACCCAUGCCUCAGUGUGGGCAGCCUGUAUCUCCUACCUCAGUGCUGCAGUGCCUCCAGAGCUGAGGACCUCUGCCCAGGGUAUCCUCCAGGGCCUGCACCUAGGGCUGGGCCGGGGCUGUGGGGCCAUGGUGGGGGGAGGCUUCGUCAGUGUUUUUGGAGCGGCCCACACCUUCAGAGGGAUAGGAAUGGUGUCCCUCGUCAUCCUCCUCCUCUUCGCUCUCAUCCAGUGGCUGGCUGUGCAGAGUGGGAACAAAGAUCCCAUAAUGCUGGCGGAGAACAUCCCAGUCCCCUCCAGCCCUUUUCCCAUAGCGACCAUAGACAUUAUCCAAUCAAAUAAUGGAGCCGCCACAAUGACACCACCGAGGAAGACCAAGCACCAGGAGGAUCAGGAGGAUUUGAGCGAGCCUGCGUGGGUGGUGUCCGCCUCGCCCUGGGUCUCCCUGGCGUUCGCCCUGCACCAGAUCAGAGAGAUGGCUAGCAUUGCCAGGAGU